This is a messenger RNA of Cyclocybe aegerita, 4344 nucleotides long. Lineage: Eukaryota; Fungi; Basidiomycota; Agaricomycetes; Agaricales; Hemipholiotaceae. The record is from the annotation of a GenBank genome assembly.
AUGGAUUCUGAUGUCCUCACAGAGCCUGUUGACCGACACCCGCUGGUGUCGUUGGUUUCUGCGUCUUUUUGGGUCAUUCUGUGGCUACUCUCAUGGACGAAGAGCUUGGUUGCAUUCGCGACUAUUACAGUCCCUCGACUCAUAUACGCUAUAUUAUCCUAUUCUAUGACGCUUACGCUUGGAUUCUGGAAUUUUGCCAUCUUAUUUGCUUGCUCGGCAGUCGCAUUGAACUACUGGAUUCGCUUCAAAUACCUCAAUGAUUACAUGCAACUCAAGGAACCUCCUCUCGUCAAGCCCGAUGCCAACGAACUACACCCUGAUGUCAAUACAGAUCCUCCUCCAACAUUCCACAACUACCUUGAUGAUUUCCUUCAGGCUGUCAGAGUAUUUGGUUUCUUAGAAAAACCUGUGUUUCAUGAGCUUGCUCGUCAUUUACAGACGCGAAGAUUGAUCGCAGGUGACAGCUUAUCCUUGGACCAAGACAAAAGUUUCUAUUGCGUAGUUGAAGGGACUGUACAAGUAUUUGCGCAGACAGGCCGUCCUCCUGAAGUGCAACAGAGCUUCUGGGACGAUGAAGACAUGAAUGGGUAUCAGCUCCUCAACGAGGUCGGAAGUGGCGGAACUUUGUCGAGUCUCUUUACCAUCUUGAGUCUCUUCACAGAAGACGUACAAAUGAGUUGGCAAGAUGAACACCCUGACGUAUCUUCUGACGAUAUGUCGAGCUUUGACGACCCGCUCUCAGUGCCUCGAAACCGUAUGCGCCGGGCAAACUCUGACGUCUCGCAUUUGGAUCUUGAAUCCUCAACCAGGUCUGCGAGAUCGACACCACGACGAUCUUCAGUCUCGUCAACUGCUUCCACUGUUCAUGGACCGGAAUACAGGCUGUCUACUGACUCGCCUUCUGUUGAUAAUGAAGAUCCUACUCCUAUCGGAACCAUACCUCGGUGGACGCAUCGACCGAAACCCCCUCGGAAACCAACGCAGGUACAUAGAGGUGUUGUUGCGCGAGCAACAGUCGACACCACUCUCGCGGUCAUUCCUGCAGAAGCGUUCCGUCGUCUGACGAAGAAGUUCCCGAAGGCCACUGGUCAUAUUGUACAAGUUAUUCUCGCGAGGUUUUCGCGUGUUACAUUCUACGCAGCCCACAAGUAUCUCGGUUUAACAAGUGAAGUCCUGCGAACGGAGAAAGCUAUCAAUGAUAUUGCUUGCCACCCUCUCCCAGCGUCCUUCUACGAAGGAGGUGGUCUGCAAUACCUACGACACAGAUUCGACGGGGCAACUUCUACCGGAUCAGGCGCUGAGAGCGAUUACUUCAGCAUCUCAGAAGCAUCUUCUCGCAGUGCGACGUCGCAUGGCUCUCGAGAGGCCUCAACAACUUCCUUGGGGAAAAUUGAUGAAAAUCCGAUACCCGUUCGACCCUCUGUCUAUAGCAGCAGAAGUAUUCCAGUGCCCACGAAACCCAUCAAGUCUUCGCGACAUAUGGUUCAGGCUGGAGAUUUACUUGUUCCCAAGGGCAGCGCUAAUGAUGUUUUCCGCCCUCUUAGUCGGACAUUUAGCGUUUUAAACACGCCGAGGUUGGCGCCCCCCUCUUUCGAUGAUGCGUUUGAAGGGAAGAAGACAAACCAACCCCAACGACCUCGCUGGUCAGCUGACGAAUUCGAUCUUCGUGAAGAAGUUAUGUCGUGUAUCGCCAAAUCUAUCGGUCUCCUACAGCCACCAAUGAGCGGGAGUGAAUCUGUAGAAGAUCGCUCACCUGCUUCGCCUCCCACCGACUAUCGUAGAUCAUCUACGAGUGCCUUUGCUUCGCCGUUUGGAUCGCUAUCGCUUCUUGAUCUCGGUGAUGAUGUUUCUAGUAUCACAAGCUCUUCUGCGGCAUCAUCGAGCAAUUACCUCAGCGGCCUAGACAACGAGGUCGAAAUUCUGUUCUACGCCGCUGGAACAACACUGGCGAAAGCAGGCGAAGUAAACACAGGCCUGUUCUAUGUCAUCGAGGGUUUUCUGGAUAUUCUACUCCCGAUCAAGGACUCCAAUCCAAGUGAUCUUUCAACAUCGAGGUCUUCAGGACACGUCGAUGACCCUCUGGACCCAGAAAAUCGACGCACACCUCCUUCUAACGAGGGAAGUCCACCUGAGCAAAAGCUCCUUUUCACAGUGAAGCCAGGUGGUAUCGCCGGAUACCUCGCCUCUCUAUGCAACACUGCUUCAUAUGUCGAUAUCAAGGCCAAGACAGACACUUACGUCGGAUUCCUGCCCCUUCAUGCUCUGGAACGUAUCUUAGAAAAGCGUCCUAUUGUUCUGCUCACUUUGGCCAAACGUCUAAUUUCACUACUUUCUCCUCUUAUUUUGCACAUUGAUGCCUCUCUUGAUUGGAUGCAAGUGAACGCUGGUCAAGUCUUGUGGCGACCGCAGGACGUCAGCGACAGUUGUUAUAUUGUGAUCAACGGCCGAUUGCGGGCAAUUACGGAGUCAGAGAGUGGCGCGGUCACUAUCGUGGGCGAGUACGGUCAAGGCGAUUCCGUCGGAGAGCUAGACGUCAUCACAAGCUCUGCUCGAAGAAAUACCGUACAUGCUAUACGAGACACCGAGCUUAUUCGGGUGCCACGGACGUUGUUUAACGCAGUCUCCGCAAGGAAUUCUCGCACCACUGCUCAACUGCUGCGAAUGAUUGCUUCUAGAGUUAGGGAUGAGGUCGACAACAAGUCGAAGGGUGAAACUCGCAAUUCUGGUCCAGAACUUGGGUAUAACAACACGAACUUGAAGACCGUGGCUAUUCUGCCUGUUUCUCGCAAUAUUCCUGUCGAAGCUUUUGCUAAAAGGUUGCAAGCCGCUUUGGAGGGUAUUGGUGCCUCGACAUCAUAUCUUAAUCAAGCUGUCAUUUCGAACCAGCUGGGGAAGCAUGCUUUCACUCGAAUGGGAAAGCUUAAGUCAGCGGGGUGGCUGGCAGACCAGGAGCAGCGGUUCCAUACUGUGCUCUACGUGGCCGAUUCUCCGGUAAAUAGUUCUUGGACUCAAACAUGCAUUCGGCAGGCAGACUGCGUUAUGGUCGUUGGUAUGGGCGAUGAUCCCUCCAUCGGAGAGUACGAACGUCUUUUACUGUCGAUGAAGACAACGGCCCGGAAAGAACUUGUGCUCCUACAUCCUGACCGCACCGUUACGCCUGGAACGACUCGCGAAUGGCUCAAGAAUCGACCGUGGGUUCAUCAGCAUAUGCACAUCGAACUCCCAGGUCUUGUCGUGCCAGUGCCUAAGUCUGCUCUUCCCAAAGACCCAGACGCGGUAAUUGCACUCAAGAACUUGAAGGACAAAUUCCAAAGCGAGUUCCAAAAGUAUCGCAGAGGUCCUGCCGAUGUUCGCCCACAACGCCUCCCACACACGAACGAUUUUUCCCGUUUGGCGAGAAAGAUAUGUGGAAGAUCAAUAGGCCUUGUUCUCGGCGGAGGUGGAGCUCGUGGACUUGCGCAUCUCGGCCUCAUUCGUGCCUUGGAAGAAUACGGUAUUCCCAUUGAUCACAUCGCUGGCACGAGCAUUGGGGCCUUCAUUGGCGGCUUGUAUGCCCGCGAAGGUGACUUAAUAUCGAGCACGGGCCGAGCGAAGCAGUUCAGUGGAAGGAUGGGCAAUUUUUGGAGGAUCCUUUCGGACGUCACUUAUCCUAUUGUGGCAUAUACGACAGGCCAUGAAUUCAAUCGCUCUCUGUACAAGGCAUUCUAUGAUCUUCAUAUCGAAGAUAUGUGGCUGCCAUACUUUUGUAACACGACCAACAUCAUCACCUCUCGUAUGGAAAUACACGAAACUGGUUACGCAUGGCGCUUCAUCCGUGCCUCGAUGACGCUUGUUGGUCUUCUUCCCCCUCUAUGCGACAAUGGGAACCUUUUGGUGGACGGAGGAUACAUUGAUAACUUACCAGUGGCAGCCAUGACCUCCAUGGGCGCGAAUAUUAUUUUCGCCUGUGACGUUGGUUCUAUCGAUGACAAUUCUCCCAGGAACUUUGGCGACACCGUGUCUGGCUGGUGGCUGCUGAUCAACAGGUGGAAUCCAUUCUCGAAUGCACGACACGUUCCUCCUAUUACGGAGAUACAGAGUCGCCUUGCCUACGUGUCGAGUGUCAACACCUUGGAGCAGGCCAAAGUGGCCAAAAACUGUCUCUACAUACAGAUGCCGGUCCAGGAGUACGGCACCCUCCAAUUCGGCAAAUUCGAAGAUCUGGUGAAGAAAGGUUACCACGCCUCGAUGGAUGUUUUGGAGAAGUUUGAGGAGGAAGGUCGCCUCCCUUUAGCUGCUAUCAACGCCAAAGAUGGCCAGAGCACGAGGAAGAAAGGCAGAAGUGCUCGCCGAAACUCUAUCUAA